Candidula unifasciata is the source of this 432-nucleotide messenger RNA. The record is from the annotation of a GenBank genome assembly. NCBI's taxonomy places the organism in Eukaryota, Metazoa, Mollusca, Gastropoda, Stylommatophora, Geomitridae.
GCUACUCUCACCAUCCCAAGACAGGCGGAACAAGCAUCCGAUGCCUCGGCAGCCGGAGACAGUGGCAUUAUCCAGACACGAACAUAUGACCUUAAUAUCACCUACGACAAAUACUACCAGACCCCACGCCUGUGGCUCUUUGGAUAUGAUGAGAAUAGGAAACCGUUAAGUGUUGAGCAGAUGUACGAGGACUUCAGUCAGGACCAUGCCAAGAAGACUGUCACCAUGGAAGCUCACCCACACUUACCAGGACCCCCGAUGGCUUCAGUGCAUCCUUGCAGACACGCUGAUGUGAUGAAAAAGAUUAUCCAGACGGUAGCAGAAGGUGGUAAUGAGCUGGGAGUACAUAUGUAUUUAUUGAUAUUUCUCAAGUUUGUCCAGGCUAUUAUCCCUACGAUAGAGUACGACUACACCAGACAUUUCAUCAUGUGA